GACAGUUUUGACAACUGGAGGUUUGUUGACAUUUUAUUUUCAUAAUUUGGGGUUAAGUUUCUCCCCAUCCUUUUUCGUUUGGAAGUGCUAAGAUGGCCUCCAAGAUCAUUAAGCCCGGUGGCAGUGAGCCAGAUGCCUUCGAGCAGCAAGUCUCACAGGCUCUGCUUGAAUUGGAAAUGAACUCUGACCUCAAGGCACAGUUGAGAGAGUUGAAUAUUACUAAGGCUAGGGAAAUUGAACUUAAUAACAAAAAGUCAAUUAUCAUCUACGUCCCCAUCCCGAAACUGAAGCAGUUCCAAAAAAUCCAAACCAGGUUGGUAAGGGAAUUGGAAAAGAAAUUCAGUGGCAAGCAUGUAGUGUUCGUAGGAGAACGUAAGAUUCUCCCCAAACCUACCCGUAAGACCAGAAUGAAGAACAAACAGAAGAGGCCACGCUCCAGAACUCUCACCGCUGUGUACGACGCCAUCUUGGAAGACUUGGUCUACCCAGCUGAGAUUGUGGGUAAAAGAAUCCGCGUCAAACUUGAUGGUUCGUCCCUCAUUAAGGUUCAUUUAGACAAAAAUCAGCAGACAACUAUUGAACAUAAAGUAGACACCUUCGCAUCUGUCUACAAAAAACUGACAGGAAGGGAAGUGACGUUCGAAUUUCCUGAACCUUAUUUGUAAAGUUUGGUUUAAUAUAAUUGGUUAUUAAGUA
Molecule: messenger RNA, 696 nt
Organism: Anthonomus grandis grandis
Lineage: Eukaryota; Metazoa; Arthropoda; Insecta; Coleoptera; Curculionidae
Gene: RpS7
Product: 40S ribosomal protein S7
Exons: 4
Coding region: 93-665 (190 amino acids)
Biological process (GO): ribosomal small subunit biogenesis; translation; rRNA processing
Cellular component (GO): small-subunit processome; ribosome; 90S preribosome
Molecular function (GO): structural constituent of ribosome
Source: RefSeq, a predicted model, not a curated record